AAACACAUGCAGGAGCAGGAAGGGCAGAUGUGAUACGAGGCACUGCGCCGACAGUUGCGACUUGGAGGCCGCCGUGUGCUGACGUAAUAACAGGAAAAUAGCAUAGCGCAUGCGCAGCGUGCUGCAAGCUUCUGCAGGUUCGGACAAGAGCAGCGAUAGUCCUCAGUGUCUGUGUUAUACGACGAGUCGGCGACAUCGCGAAACAAUGUCUGCACUACGGGAGAUAGUAACUGCAGUGACUUCUGCUCCUGAUGGGUCUGCUGCAGUGAAAUACAAUAAGGGAGCACACAAUACAGGAGAGGGGGACCGAUACGAGGAGAGGGUGCUGGCCAUUGUGUACCUCCGCUGCCUGAGGCGCGGACUGACCUUCCAGUUGUCUGCCAACAACGGGGAUGCAGGCAAGUUCGACGACGUGGUACUGGUGUGGCGACCUAAGGGACACCCUGAAGCGCGCAUCAUGUUCAUCCAGCUGAAGCACAAGAAAUCCGCGUUCAUCCACAGUAGCGCAUUGUUGUCUGAGGCGCAGAACUGCGACUUUGGGCUCAGCAAGUACUGCACCUCCUACAGAGAAAUUAGCGAGUCACUCGAGAUGGACAGACUCACAUUCGUCUUGCUGACGAACGCCUCUCUGGGUGGCAGCAGCCUCAGCUUGUUGGAACGCCAAGAUGCGGACAGCACUCCAGAACUUGAGCUGCUACAGGCUGGUGGCAACGUGUACAGGCUCAACCCAAACAACGAACAGGUGUGGAAAGCAGUGGGAGAGAACACUGGCUUCGUGGAGAAUUUCUACUUGCUGUGCCAGCAGAGGAAUUCCGUGCAAAUAUUGAGUGACAUUUACAAGGAGCUGGAAGAGUUGCUGGGCGCUGGUGACCUAUGCAGAUCCAUCAGUGACAGUUUGUGCGAGAGCAUUAGGAAGUGGAUGAACAAGCGUAAGGGAGAGUGUUUGACGAGUACUUGGAACGAUUGGCAGGCACUUGUAGACGAAUACGUCAGAACACAGGUGACCGGGUGCAAAUCAUUGACCACCAGACUCAAGUACCGCAGUGUGGCAGAUGUUCGAGACCACGUGGAGUCCUGUAACCCAGCCUGGGUGAGGCCUUUAGAAAGAGGAACAGCGGCUCUCUCUGCUACAAAGAUCCACCAAGCACUGGUUCACGAGACACACAUCAUGGUGGAUGUGGAGCGGUUCCCAGACCUCCGGCACCAAAUUCUCUGCUGUUGGGGCCCGUUUUGCCGAUGGCUGGUGCUUGUAGACAGCGAAAAAGACUCUGACAUAUUGUUUGAGCUGGCGGCCCAGAUAGAAAAUGAACGCCGUCUCAUCAUUGUGUCGUCGAGGGGAAAUAAAGGCUUCGACGACACUUUCAAAACAGCUGACAUCAGCGAUGACAGUUGGAAUGACCUUCUAGAUGUCAAAGUCAGGCUGAACGGGGACCGCUACGAAUGCCGCCUGCGGGACCAGGUGGCAGAUGCCGAUGCUCUGAAAUCGCUUCUGGACGGCAAGCCGACGUUCUUGCUGGCUCUGGCGCAGCUGUCACAGCCUCUGAGGAUGGGCCGGGAGCUGGAAACGCUGCCCGCCUAUUACGUGCCCAGGAAGCUGGUAGACUGUCGGCUGGUGCAGAACGAGUUCUUCUCGUCUCUGGGGCGCUGGGAUGUGUGCGUCAUCGACAGCGCAUCCUAUGGGGCACUGUCAUGUAAAAUAGGCAAACAUUCGGUCACGAGUUUUGCGCAGAUGAAAAGUUGGAUCCGCACUCCAUCCAAAUUCGAUUGGCCAGUAAUUGUGUUAACUGAGGAGCUGGAGAGUAUUCGUGAAGCUGCCAGAACAUGGCCAGUUUUGAAAAUCUACGUAUUACAGUUUUCUAACAAGAAAUGGAAGAUUGUUUACUAUUUUGGGCAUCCUGACAGGAUUGGAGGGCACAGAAUCAAGCAGAAGGUAGAGCAGUAUAAGGCAUUAGACACUGCAUGCAAUACGGUAAUUGUAGAGGGGAGGCCGGGAGUGGGCAAGUCGAAGGUGCUGUCUCAUGUGGCGGAGCAAAUAAAAGGAAGGGACCCUGCCUGCUGGAUACUGAGAAUUAAUCUGUUGGAGUUUUACACAGUUUUAGAUGACAGUGACAGCUCUGUAGAAGACAUCUUGAGGGAGGCAGUCUUUAACAAGGACGAGCUGGCCAGACUGGAGUGCGCACUGCUUCGCCACAGCCUGCUGCGGUCCCCGCGAGUCGUCUGCCUCGUGGACGGCUUCGACGAGGUGUGCCCGGAUUACGUCGACAAGUGUAUCGAGGUGCUGCCUCUCGUGGCACCACGCAAGGGAAAGCUCCUGGUGACGACGAGGCCAGCAGCGUUGAAGGUCUUGGAGGCGCGGAUGGGUGUGUUGGCGCACUCGCUGGAGCCUUUCAGUGACUCAGAGCUGAAAGAAUUCUUCACACUCCACCCGCCGAAGGGAAACACUCCAGCCAUCGCCGGCCUCAACAAGAGCUUAAGGGAUCUUCUGAGAAUCCCUCUCUUCGCCGAAAUGUUCGUAAAUCUGUCACAGGAAGUAGCUGAAACAUGGGACAUUGUGACUCUGUACGAAACUUUCUUCCGAAAUAACUUCAGAAGGCUUUACGAGGAGAAAUUGUGUCAAAACUUUUCCGUUCCCGGGAAGAAGGCAGAGGUCGAGGAGAAGCUGAAGAAGCACGAGGCACAGUUGAUGGCCCUCGCAGAAUCAGUUCUGUCGCACGCUACGGCUGUACCGACAAAGCUGUCGUUCGAUACGGACUACUUUGUGAAAUCUGGAAUCGUGUACCAGUUCACCAACGGGAAACCCGCAUUCCUGCACAGGACCUUCGCCGAGCACUUCCUCGCCAAGUUGUGCUUCGUCACAGAUAGAAAACAGUUUCGUGCGAGGGCGUACCGCAAGGCGUACGUGAACAAGAGACUGGAGUUCUUCCUCGAGUCUUUCGACCGGAGGGCAGCGAGGGGCCAGCCACUGUUGGAGGCGCUGCUGGAUGGCGACGAGCGCAAGAUGGCGGCGCUGCUGGGCGAGGGUGCCGACGUCGGGCAGGCAGACGCGUGCGGGCGUAGCGUCCUGCACCUGGCGGCGGCGCACCGUCUGCGCUGCCCCCUGCCCCUGCUGCGGCGGCUGUGCAGGCGUGCGGGGGUGGGCGCGCUGUCUGCGGAGGACCGCCUGCUUGGGUGGACGCCGAUGAGGUAUGCCGCAGAGGGCGGUCGCUGGGCCGCCGUCAAAGCACUGCUGGAGGCGGGAGGCGACGUCAGUCAACUGGGGGACUUCCGCUUGAGGCUGCACGAUCCCGCACAGCUGCUGGGCGCCUUCGAACGGGGCGGAUACUGGGCCCUGUACGAGCACAUCUUCUCGCUCAACAAUACGUCAUGGAGAGCCAAGGCAGCGUGGAAGGGCGUAGGCACUCAAAUGCAGAUUGCUCUGUCCCUGAUCUCUGCAAAAAUGCCAAGACAGUCGCUCAGAGUCAUUGCCGAAAAGGCCAGGGAGGAAGGACACCAUACGGUGCGCAGCAUGCUCUUACACGGGAAGAUCAGAACAGCAGAAAAAGGAAGGACUCUUUCGCAGAAGGGGAAGAAAGUGAAGCCCAAAUAUGUUCAUCCACAAUGGUCGAGGACUCGUCCUCCAGCACAUGGAGAGAGCUACAUACCUAACUGUGCCACACAGUUCCUGUCUGGUGUCACUCCACCCCGAGUAGGGGGUAAUGUGGUGCUGCAGGGGGCAAGGUCUUCAACAGCCGCCAGUUGCAGUAGCCAGACACAACCGCAGCACACCUACUUGAAGUAUAGCGACGAGAGUGACAUAAACUCGUCACUAUAUCACAGUGCAGAAACUGGCGAUGUCAACAAUCUACAUGUGCUUACAAAUUUAGAAAGACAUACGGUUGAGAGGCGAUCUCAGCUGGACAGCACUUUGGCUGCUCACGAGAGCUGGUUUGGACGUGCUGGCGAAACAUGGCAAUGCCUCGGCACGGGAGACAGGCAACAUGGACAGCGGGCAGGAUUUGACUGGCAGAAUGGGGAUGGAGAUACGCCACUGGUCAGUGCAGUGCAGAGGGAAGGUGCCGAUGUUGCUAGCAAUGGAUUUCAUCACGUACUUGAAAUAUUCAUUUUCAUUUUAAUAUCAGUGCUAAUCAUGAAGACUUUCAACUAGAUUCAUCAUCACCUAAUAGUAUUUUAGCGGAAUUAUUAGCAAUAUGGACUUCAGAAGGGGAUCGAAAAGUGCUGAAAAUCGUUCAUCAUGAUAUGUGAUAAGUGGCUGCUGAAUCUAUGAUCCAAUCACUUGCCAGCCAGAAGACAAAUUGGACACAAAGUGCAGUGUAUUUGUAUGCAUUUAUUUACUUAAAAUAAUAAUAUUUUGUUGUAACUGACUUUAAAUUAAAUUUUUCACAGAGAUAAGUGGUGUGUAUAUCAGUGUUAUAAAAUUUAUACUUCUUUCACCAUAACCACACUGAAAUUUGUACUUAGAUAAUUCAAUCUAUGCAAUUGCUGCUGAUGUCUUUACCCUAUGGUUGGUUGUAUAGUCAUGAAACCAAAAGCCAUAAUAAAUAAGCAUUCUUUCAUA
Messenger RNA from Schistocerca gregaria, 4555 nucleotides. RefSeq lists its product as uncharacterized. Gene Ontology annotation, molecular function: protein binding. The record is from RefSeq and is a predicted model, not a curated record. The transcript has 6 exons. NCBI's taxonomy places the organism in Eukaryota, Metazoa, Arthropoda, Insecta, Orthoptera, Acrididae. The coding region runs from base 110 to 4144 and encodes 1344 amino acids.